Messenger RNA from Sapajus apella (tufted capuchin), 2738 nucleotides. RefSeq names its product zinc finger and SCAN domain containing 23 (gene ZSCAN23). Gene Ontology annotation, biological process: regulation of transcription by RNA polymerase II. The record is from RefSeq and is a predicted model, not a curated record. NCBI's taxonomy places the organism in Eukaryota, Metazoa, Chordata, Mammalia, Primates, Cebidae. The transcript is spliced from 4 exons. Gene Ontology annotation, molecular function: DNA-binding transcription factor activity, RNA polymerase II-specific; RNA polymerase II cis-regulatory region sequence-specific DNA binding. The coding region runs from base 200 to 1366 and encodes 388 amino acids.
CGGAGGCGCCGUGACCUGCGCUAGGUGGCGUCUCCUCUCGCGGAUGCCUCGCUGAGCCUCGGAGUCGGGCUGCAGCUGAGGGGCUUCGGAACGGCCGGCCUGUGCGCUGCGACCCGGACCGGAUCUCGGGGUUUCCAGAAGAAAAGAUCAAGGGAGAAUUACCAAGAAUAGAUUCUUUUUCUGAAUAGUUAAACUUUUGAUGUCCAUAACCUUGACCCUUCAGACUGCAGAGAUGCAGGAAGGACUUAUGGCAGUGAAGGUAAAGGAGGAAGAGGAGGGACACUCCUGUCGGCCAGAAUCAGGCCUGUCAAGAAAUAACCCUCAUACUAGAGAGAUCUUUCGUCGACGCUUCAGGCAGUUCUGCUAUCAGGAGACCCCUGGGCCCCGGGAGGCUCUUCGAAGACUCCAGGAGCUCUGCCAUCAGUGGCUGAGACCGGAGAUGCACACGAAGGAGCAGAUCCUGGAGCUGCUGGUGCUGGAGCAGUUCCUGACUAUCCUGCCUGAGGAGCUCCAGGCCUGGGUGAGAGCACACCACCCUCUGAGUGGAGAGGAGGCAGUGACUGUGCUGGAGGAUUUGGAGAGAGAGCUGGAUGAACCAGGAGAGCAGGUCCUGACCCAUGCUUAUGACGAGGAAGAGUUUGUAAAGGAGAAGGCAACUCCAAGAUCAGAUCAGGAGUCAUCAAAUGGCCAAUUCCAAGCCUUGGAAGAGCAAUGUCAGUAUAAUUUGCAAGAGGUGUACCCAGUUCAGGAGAUUGAUGGCAAGGCUGGGACUUGGAAUGUGGAGUUAGCCCCAAAGGAGAUUUCUCAGGAAGUGAAAUCUCUUGUACAAGUUCCUGGAAAACUGAAUGGUAAUAUUACUCAGAUGCGUGAGUAUGGAGAUAUCUGUGACCAUGAGGGCAGACCGGAAAAGCAAAGGGUGAGCUCUUCAGUGGAGAGACCCUAUAUCUGUAGUGAAUGUGGAAAAAGUUUCACCCAGAAUUCCAUUCUUAUUGAGCACCAGAGAACACACACAGGUGAGAAGCCUUAUGAAUGUGCCGAGUGUGGGCGGGCCUUCAGCCAGCGGUCAGGCCUGUUCCAGCACCAGAGACUCCACACUGGGGAGAAGCGCUACCAGUGCAGUGUUUGUGGCAAAGCCUUCAGUCAGAACGCCGGGCUUUUCCAUCACCUCAGAAUUCACACUGGGGAGAAACCUUACCAGUGUAAUCAGUGCAGUAAGAGUUUUAGCCGACGUUCAGUCCUCAUUAAGCAUCAGAGAAUUCAUACUGGAGAGAGACCUUAUGAAUGUGAAGAAUGUGGCAAGAACUUCAUUUACCAUUGCAACCUAAUCCAGCAUCGGAAAGUCCACCCUGUGGCUGAAUCAAGCUAGCUCCUUGGAACAGGUAGGGAAAAAUUUCCUCACAUAUGACCACUAGCCAAGAUGGCAAGGGUACUGUUUCUUUCUUUGUCCCUGCUGUGUCCCCUAGCAUAGAAAGUCAGGGGAAAACCAGUAAAAAUUCCCUUAUUUUUAUGCAGAGAAAAGCAUAAUGUCUUAAAUACAUCUGCUGAGUUCUCUGGUCAGUGACAUCCUCAGCUUUGCGAUACUGAAUACUGUCUCUUGUGUUGACUUCAUUAUAUAUGCUGUAGACCUAGUUUCAUACACAUCUGUGCAAGAGGUUUUCUAAGUGUAUUUCAGGAAAACUUCAUCCUAGUUUAUUAAAACUUUUUUUUUUUUAAGUUUUAAAAUAAUUAUAUGUAGCCUGAGUAUAAAAUAAUCUCAAAGACAGUUCACUGAGUAUUUAAAAAUAAUAAUAAUAAAAUUCAUAAUAUAGGUUACCUGACUACUUUCCAUUCACAUAAGAUAUGAUAAUUUGCUUUUUAACCUACAAAAAGGGCAGAUGAAUCUUCCUGUAUAAAUGUAGAUUUAUAGUAAGUUAGAUUGCUGUAGAUUUUUUAGUUUUAGCCUUUAGUCAGGAACUAAGAAAUUGAAGCAACCAUAUGUUAUUAGCAGCUCAGUGGCUCUUCAUAACAAAUAUUGCUGAUGAUUUUAAAUUUACACAGAGCUAAGAAACUUAGCUAAAAAUCUGUUAUCUCACCUGAGACUUUUCAUUGGAAAAUAUAGGCCUCUUUGUGUUUUUUCCAUUAACAUAUAAUGAGCAUUUUUUGUUUUUGCCUUUUUCUACUUUAUUCAAUAUUUUGUAUGGAAAAUUUGAAACAUCAGGGAAGAGAAGAGUAUGAUCCCUCUUUCAUGUUGUUUGAUUUUAUGGCCUACACAUUUCUCAGCAUUUACUAUUGAUUACCACCAAGGUCAUACAUAAAAAAAUUUCUUUCUCUUAACAUUGACUAAGGAACUCUUUGCAAAGCUUUAUACAAGGUCCAGGAGAAAAAGAAAUGAAAAACCUAUGGUGAAAAGAAUCGAGUUUGGAAUACACCCAAAUACCCAGUAUACAACAGGUAACUUAAGAAUAACAGAAUCACUCUAAGGGUCCCUAGAGAUCACUUCUGCAUGCCUUUAUUUGACAGAUAAAAAGAAGUUCUGAGAAGUGACUAAGAUCAUAGAGCCAGUUAAAAGCAGAGCUGGAACUAGAACCCUGUCACCUAAUUCUUUGUGUAACACUCUUUCUACUAAGCCACUGGGAGCAUUAUAUCACCAAAUUAAAAUUACAAGUAUAUGAAAUUUAUUGGACUUAUAAGUCAUUGAAGUUGCUCAACAAAUGUCCCCCAUUUGUAUGUUUCAAUAAAUGUACAACCCUUCUAUUUAA